Molecule: messenger RNA, 2055 nt
Organism: Diplodia corticola
Lineage: Eukaryota; Fungi; Ascomycota; Dothideomycetes; Botryosphaeriales; Botryosphaeriaceae
Product: aspartyl-trna synthetase
Exons: 4
Coding region: 1-2055 (684 amino acids)
Biological process (GO): aspartyl-tRNA aminoacylation
Cellular component (GO): mitochondrion; cytoplasm
Molecular function (GO): ATP binding; aspartate-tRNA ligase activity
Source: RefSeq, a predicted model, not a curated record
AUGCUGUUCUCUUCGUGCAAGAGACCUGCUGCCCGCAGCAUUGCGGCGUUGAGGUCCCCAACCCAAAUCCCCAAAUUUACCGCGUCUCGAGGGUUCGUGAGUGUGUCACGACCAUGCUCUACAACCUCUUCGCGGCGAGCGGGCCAGAGUGUUUCGCCAAUUCGCCAUUUCUCUUCAAGCGCAACACUUCGUAAUGAUCUUCCUUUUCUGGAAAGCUAUAAGCAGUCCUUUCAUUUCUCCCCGGCCACGCAUGAGAUCAAGGAGCUUGCGAAUGCUUCAAUUGGAGAGACGGUUACUCUGCACGGCUAUCUCGGGCCCCGCGCCGACCUUUCGAAAAAGCUCUCCUUCGUCCCGUUGUUAAGCAAAGACCUCAGCCACAGUGUUCAGAUAAUCAGCACCCCCCGUUCGUCCGAGGAGUUGCACGCUCGCUUGAAGGCCCUGGGAGCACAAGACCCUGUCGCCAUCACAGGCGUUUUGAAGGAACGUAAGCCUACUAAGAGUGACGCAGGAGAAAUUCAAAAGAUCACCAACGUAGAGGUUGAACUAAAGGAGCUGUGUGUGCUCAACGAGUUCCCAAAGGAAAUCACCUUCCAAGAGGACACCAACAUCCCACCUGAGCAGCGCCAUCUGCAAAUCCGCCAGGACAAGGGCAUCCGUGACGCACUGGCAUUCAGGGCCAAGGCUGCCAACACCUGCAGAGAUGAGCUAGCUAACAAGCAUGAUUUCUUGGAGAUCGAGACGCCUAUGCUUUUCAAGUCUACGCCCGAGGGGGCAAGAGAGUUUUUGGUGCCUACUCGGACCAAGGGCCUGGCAUACGCACUUCCUCAGAGCCCGCAGCAGUACAAGCAAAUCCUGAUGGCCAGUGGUAUCCCAAAGUACUUCCAAAUCGCUCGUUGCUUCCGAGACGAAGACCUCAGGGCAGACAGACAGCCUGAAUUCACUCAGCUUGACCUGGAAAUGUCCUUUGCGGCUGGCGAGGACGUUCAGAAGUGUAUUGAGAACCUCGUUCGGAGACUGUGGGGUGAGCUUCUGAAUGUCAAGCUGCCAUCCAACUUCCCGCACAUGUCUUACAAUGAUGCCAUGGCGAAGUAUGGCUCCGACAAGCCCGACAUCCGCCUGGGCAUGGAGAUCUCGCAAAUCGACUAUCUCCUUCCAGUAGAUCUGGUCACCAAAAUCGGGCCUCUAGCUGAUCCUGCAGUCGAUGUGAUGAGGUUGCGCGUCUCAAAUGAGCCCUCGGAGACACGAAAAUUCGUGAAUGAAUUCAUGGAAUCCCCGGAGGCCGCCCCCUUCAUGAACAACCCUGAAGGCCAGCCCGGAAUUUUCAUCUUCGAUACACGGAAGCCAUUGCAAGGACUGCAGCCGUUCGGCUUCGAAGCAGCAGAGCGUCUCGAGGAUAUGUAUCAACUUGAAGACGGCGACCUCAUCGUUAUCCAGGCCCGCAAGAACGUGCCUUUCUCAGGAGGCUCAACGCCAAUCGGAAACUUGCGUUUGGCAUUGCACAAAGCGGCCGUCGCCAAGGGUCUCGUUCCUGCACCACAAGGCUUUGAGUUCCUCUGGAUCACGGACUUUCCGCUUUUCUCACCAAGCAGUGACACAGAGCCAGGCCAGGGUGGGGCUGCUGGAUUUGCGGCUACCCAUCAUCCUUUCACCGCGCCGAAGACUGCGGAGGAUGUUGGUCUGCUUUCCACGGAUCCUGCCAGUGUUCGCGCAGAGCACUACGACAUUGUUGUCAAUGGCGUAGAACUUGGCGGCGGCAGCAGACGUAUUCACGAUGCUCGGGUUCAAGAGUUCAUCAUGCGUGACGUGCUGAAGAUGAGCGAAGAGCGACUGCAGGACUUCAGGCACCUGCUCGACGUUCUUCGAGCCGGAUGUCCACCACACGCUGGGAUUGCCCUUGGCUUCGACAGACUGAUCGCCGUGAUGCUCGGAAAGGAGUCGGUUAGGGACGUCAUCGCAUUCCCCAAGAGCGGUAAGGGAGAGGAUCUGCUCGUGAAAGCACCGAAUGCUGUGACGAAAGAGCAGUUGGAAACAUACCACUUGACAUUUAAGAACUGA